Astrephomene gubernaculifera is the source of this 1655-nucleotide messenger RNA. The record is from the annotation of a GenBank genome assembly. NCBI's taxonomy places the organism in Eukaryota, Viridiplantae, Chlorophyta, Chlorophyceae, Chlamydomonadales, Astrephomenaceae.
CAUGGGGUCAUGCGGCGUUGCAGAUUAAGCUAAAUUGCACCGUGCAUAGGACCAUGCCUAGCGACGACCAUUCAUGUUCGACGCUCCCCGGUUGUAAUGAAGGCCACAGUCAGCUGCCACUGACGCCGUAAGGACGAGGCGCUGUUUGUAGAAGUAUAUCGGACAUGGAUAUUGCUGCUUACCUGCGAGCAAUUGGCUUGGAUCACGCUUUGGUCAAGCAGGCAGAUGUCAAUGCCUUGAGACUCAUUUAUUCUCGCCACGUCAGAGUCGUGCCUUUCAACUCAUUGCCAAUUUAUUAUGGCACACCGAUUGACACAGCGUUCGACUUGAUCGGCCUUGCUGACAAAUUGGUAACAAAACGCGUUGGUGGGGUUUGCAUUGAGCACACCUUGCUUUUUAACCACGUGCUUGAGCAGCUCGGGUUCAACACCGUCGUCCUGGGCGGGGAGGUCUGGAAUGGUGUUGGCUGGACCCCAUCCAACAGCCAUGCUAGCAUCUUAGUCACCUUUCCCGCCCCGCCAACAACCAAUAACUGCAGCGAGAACAGCGACAGCGGUAGCAACAAUGUUGGCAGGCAACAGCAAUACCUAUGCGAUAUGGGUUACAGCAUGCGCUCCUGCGAGCCGCUGCUGGUGGCUGACGGAGAGCUGCAGGCCCAGCAGGACGGCAGGUGCUUCCGACUGCGGGCGGCUCCGGAGGCCGCCGCACCCCCACCUGCGGACUCGGGCAGGACCAGCAGCAGCGACAGCAGUGCGGCAGCGGAGCCGGGUGCAGCAGCGGACUUGGCGGGCAGCAGCGGCCCAUGGGUGUUGGAGUUGCUUGUGGAGGGCAGCUGGCGCCUGCAGCACCGCUUCCACCCCCAGCAGCCCCGGACCGCUGCAGACUUCCGCGAGCCGGCCGGCUGGGUGUGCAGCUCCGCGUCGCCCUUCACGCGCGGCUGGCUGGUGGGGUGCUGCCGGGCGCAGGACGCGGCGUGCAUGACGCUAGCUGCGGGUCCCUUCGCCGGCAGCCAUGUCCCUGCUGACAAGGCCAAGUACGUUGUACGGAGGCGCCGAGACCAAAGGGACUUGCCCCGAGACUGCCAGAGCAGCAGCGGCUGUGGUGACAGCGACAAAGACACUGACGGCGGCUGCGCCAAGGGCGGCAGCAGCAACGGUGAUUGCAUUUCUGCCAGCGGCAGCGGAGGUGGAGGCGGCUACCGGGGCGGCAGCAGCGGAGAUGGCGCCAGCAGUAGUUGCUGAGGGAUCGUUCAAGAGGAAACGUUGAUUCCGCUUGGUUCGGAGGAGCUGAGACGGGUACUUCGGGAGGAGUUUGGGGUUGCCUGGGAAGCGCCUGGGAGCUAGGAGGGCUGUGAUGAUGGCGUGACUGGCGAUGUGCAGUGGACAGGGGAGGACGGGUAACCUAUUAAACUCUAUGCUGCAGCGAUAUUCAUCAUGCUGCAGCGAUAUUCAUCACAUGUAAUGUUGGAGGGGCACUGGGCAGAAGCGUUGACAAGGUGUAUAGUUGAGUAGAAACAAGAGCAAGCAGUUGGGAUAGGUUCGCAUGUGAACCGCGAGUAUAGUCAAAACAGAGGCAAAGCAGAGAUUGACAAGGUGUAUGUGUAUGUACGGCGUGAUGACCAGCCGGUCACAUUUAACCGUUGGCACCAUUCUUCU